CACCGACGGUCACGUCGAGACGACGAAUUUGUUCGUUUUACGUGGAAACGCAUUCGAUCGGUCGACGAAGACCCGAGAAUACUCGAUAGAUCGGCGGAAACGAGCAGCGUCGAGUAGUCGACGAGAAGGCGAUAAGAAGGAGGCGGGGUUACUGUACAACCGAAAGGGACGAAUGUCCAUGAGAAAAGAAUAAGAAGACGAAACGCGAUCGGUCCACGGCUUACGAAAAGCAACGAGAGCGCGUGCCGUGCCAGUUACGUGGUAGUACCGACGUGUGUAGCGGCGCGUAUGCAUGUGAACGUGCACGGUGGACGUUCAGUGUGAAGUGAGUAACGCGUCGUCGCGCGCGAGGGAUGAGGCUGGCGAGCGAGCGAGCCAGUAUUGCCGCGGUGUGAAGGGCGGUCGGGCCGAUGUAGUACGAAAGUGAGCGAACUACCGAUCUCUCAGCUGUGCGUCCUUUCUCAAGUACGUGAUAUAAUAACAAACGACGUGUGCCACGCGACAGUCCGAAUUACGUGUUCCGCGUCGCGCGAACUAAUCCUCCUUCCUUCCACUAUUCCACUUACGUCACCUCGCAUGUCCGUUGAGAGAUUUUCGAUCGCCAUAUCUGCUUUAACAUGGCCGAAACACGCACGUUCACGUAACGGGCAGUAACGGGUGUGUGAGUAAUUCGAUCGGUGAUUUAUCGUGUUUCGCGAGUAUGUGGUGAUAAAUUGAUGAUCGAGGAGAGGCCCGAGGAAUUAAAGCGGAAAAUGCGCACCACGACAACACCGAGAACCGUCAAGCAACUCCGGAGGAACGUAGGUCGCGAUGUUCCCCUGAAUUACAGGAACCGACUGAUGUCUGAGUUCCCAGUAGAGGGCGAGAACGGGGACAUGCAGACCGUCAUGGAGAAUUUCCAGAAGAAGAACAACCUGGUGACCGGCAGGGCACAUGUCAGCCAUCAUCCGCAGGUCACUACGUCGUCGCAGAUGCUGACGACGAACCAGAGCCAGAGCAGCAGUAGCACCAGCACCAGCAGCAGCAGCUCAAGCAGGGUGGCCAAGUCCUCGCAGAGGAUCCUCACAUCGUCCUCAUCGAGUGAGAUGAAAGCGAGCUCGAUGAAGAGCGACCUGACGGAACUCAAGCGCGGCAUCUCGGAGAUGAAGAACAUAUCCACCAACUUCUCGCAGCGAUUGCGCAACAGCAUGGAGAACCUCGUAGACAGAGACGGCAACGGACCGGAGGAGACCGAUCUGACGGAACCGCUGGUGACGUUUCCAGAUCCAGACACGCCGCCGCCCGUAAGCGACGCUGUCGCGUUGGCAGGCGGUUCCCCGUCACAAUUGGGCACGCUGAAUUCUCUGAACAAUCUUCACGGCAUGAGCCCGCCGAUCAGCAUGUCGAACAUAUCGAACAUGGCGAAUUUACCCGCCGGUCAAGAAACCAUGAAGUUCGAGCAGAAGAAGAUGACCAGCGCUUCUAAGACGAAGGUGGUCACGGAUGGAUUCAGCGCCGAGAAGGCGACAGCGAACAGUGCCGAGAUGAGGGCCCUCCAAGCCGGCGAUGUGUCAUACAAAGAGCAGAGCGCCGCGACAGCGGCGAGGGCGCGCGUCGAGCUCGACGGCGUCUCCGCGGAGAAGAGCGUCGCUUCCGCGAGGGAGCAGAGAAGCCUGAAAGCUGGCGACCUGUCGCAUCAGGAGAGCAACAACGUGGCAGCGUCCACCAUGAAGCUUCAGAGCGAUUCGUUCAGCUCGGAGAAGAAAGCGAUGGCGGCGCAACAACAACGGCAGACGGUCACGUCGACCGGCAUCUUCAACCACGAGAAGCACAUAGCCGCCAGCUCUCAGUCGAGCAUCACGAUUGCGUCCAAGGGCGUCACCUCGAAAUCGUCGAUGAUCAGCGCGGCGAGCGCGGUGAACCAGCUGAUGAACGGCAUACGACCGGCGGAGGACGAGUUGCUGUCGUUGCCGUUGGACGACCUCGACCUGCUCUGCUCGAAAUCGAAUGCGCAGGACGUCGACCGCGCGAUCGCCAAGUACUGCGGCUUCCUCGACAGCUUCGUGGAGAGGCUGAAGGCGAACGACGGUAGGAACGGCAAGGCGCCGCUCUUGCUGAACAGAGUGAACGAGAUCAUCAGGAAGGCGUGGGCGGUGCCGACGCACGGCCACGAGCUCGGUUAUACCCUGUGCAACACCCUGAGAACCCGCGGCGGCCUCGAUCUUCUCAUGUCCAACUGCGUGGCGAACGACCACGAACUGCAGUUCUCGUCGGCGAGGCUGCUGGAGCAAUGCCUCACGACGGAAAAUCGCGCCCACGUGGUGGAGAACGGCCUGGAGAAGGUGGUGAACGUGGCGUGCGUGUGCACGAAGAACGCGAACUCGGUGGACCAUUCGCGCGUCGGCACCGGCAUCCUCGAGCACCUGUUCAAGCACAGCGAGGGCACAUGCAGCGACGUAAUCCGACUGGGCGGACUCGACGCGGUGCUGUUCGAGUGCCGGAAGAACGACGUGGAGACGCUGCGACACUGCGCGGGCGCCCUGGCGAAUCUGUCGUUGUACGGCGGCGCCGAGAACCAGGAAGCGAUGAUCAAGCGGAAGGUGCCGAUGUGGCUGUUCCCGCUCGCCUUCCACAACGACGACAACAUCAAGUACUACGCCUGCCUGGCGAUCGCCGUGCUGGUCGCCAACAAGGAGAUCGAGGCGGCUGUGCUCAAGUCCGGCACCCUCGACCUCGUCGAGCCUUUCGUCACGUCGCACAAUCCUUACGAGUUCGCCAAGUCGAACCUCGCUCACGCUCACGGCCAGAGCAAGAACUGGCUGGAGCGAUUGGUGCCGGUGUUGAGCUCGAAGCGAGAGGAAGCGAGAAACCUAGCAGCCUUCCACUUCUGCAUGGAGGCCGGCAUCAAGCAGAGGCAGGGUAACACCGAGAUCUUCAGGGCGAUCGGCGCGAUCGAGCCCUUGAAGAAAGUCGCCAGCUGUCCCAACGCCAUCGCCUCAAAGUACGCGGCGCAGGCUCUGAGGUUGAUCGGCGAAGAAAUCCCUCACAAGCUCAGCCAGCAAGUGCCUCUCUGGUCCACCGAGGACGUCCGAGAGUGGGUGAAGCAAAUCGGCUUCGCCGAAUGCGCGACCAACUUCGUGGAGAGCCGAGUGGACGGCGACCUGCUGUUGCAGCUGACCGAGGAGAACCUACGCGAGGAUAUCGGCCUGACGAACGGCAUAAUGCGCCGGCGAUUCGCCCGUGAGCUGCAGAACCUGAAGAAGAUGGCCGACUACAGCAGCCGCGACACCGGCAAUCUCAACAGCUUCCUACAGUCGAUCGGUCAGGAGUUCUCCAUCUACACGUACGGCAUGCUGAACGCCGGCGUGGACAAGGAAUCGAUACGCAACCUCUCCGAGGAUCAGCUACUGGCCGAGUGCGGCAUCACCAAUAGCAUACACCGUCUCAGGAUACUGAACGCCAUCAAGAAUAUGCAGCACAAUCAGUUCAGCUCGUGCGAAUACGAGUCUCCCGACAAGUGCCUCGACGUGUUCGUCAGCUAUCGCAGGUCCAACGGUUCGCAGCUCGCGAGCUUGCUGAAGGUGCACCUGCAGCUGCGCGGUUUCUCCGUGUUUAUCGACGUGGAGCGACUCGAGGCCGGCAAAUUCGACAAUAACUUAUUGCACAGCAUCAAGCAGGCGAAGCAUUUCCUGCUUGUGCUCACGCCUCAGGCCCUGGAGAGGUGUAUACAAGACAGCGAGUGCAAGGACUGGGUUCACAGAGAAAUCGUUGCCGCGUUGCAAUCGGACUGCAACAUAAUCCCGAUCAUCGAUCAGUGCUUCCAAUGGCCGGAGCCCGAGGAACUUCCCGAGGAUAUGCGAGCGGUCUGCCACUUUAACGGAGUCCGUUGGAUUCACGACUAUCAAGACGCCUGCGUAGACAAAUUGGAAAGGUUUAUGCGAGGCGAAAUACCAAUGAGAUCUGACCUGUCCGGCGGGAUCCCGCGCAGCAUGGCGCCCAAGGAUGUGACUACGCCGAGCACACCGGGCAACACGAACAUACGGCAGCCGCCCAGCUACCAGCGGAUGCACAGCAACGAGAGCAGGAGCAGCGACAAGGAUUCCACGGCCAAGAUUGCGAAUCGCGCUAAGACAAUCGCGACUAGGCUUAGAAAGUCGUCGAGUCCGUUCCGUUGGUUGAUGGGCCUGCCGCCCGCGUCCCCUCGCUUCAAGUUCGUGCACACGCAUCCUGGUGACGGCAGCGGCAGUCCAGCGGUGCCUCGCAGACCGCCACGGCAGCAACCACCUCCGCCAUCCGCGCGUUCUCGCUCGCUGGAACUGCUGGACCAGGACGAGGAGGAAGAGCGGAAAUCCGUGGCCUCCGCGACGAUCGUGCAAGCGCGACCGCCGCUCCCCAGGCCGAGAUCGCGCAGUCUGGACGGUCUGCUGGACGAGGACGCGAAGAGCAGCGGCGGCGGGUCCUGCGAUCGGCUUGAGUCCUGCGAGCAGGACAGGCAGAAGAGCCAUUUAACGCGUGACCAAGAAGCCGCCGUUGAGACUGCUGAGUCUGAGGAAAAUCCCGUGCCGGUUCCCAGGACGAAACCAAAGCUCGCCGAGUGCAAGUCCGAGACGGAGGAUACGCGAACGUCUUCGAACGAUAAGGACGAGAGCGAGAAGGAGGGAACUCAGCCGACGCGCCCUCCGAAGCCGAAUCGACGUUCUUCCAGUUUGGAAGGAUCAUCAUCGACGACAUCCGGCAAGCAAUGCGUCGAGCAAGAGCGGCAUGCGAUGGAAGAGGGAACGACACGGAAGAAGCUGGUGAGGAGUAACGACGAGGACGAAGACAACGACGAUAACGACGACGACGGCGACCACGAUGACAGGUCGACGAUGCUGAAGACGAGGAGCUGUGGUGCGGGACUGGACUCUGACGGGAGCGUCUCGUCGAGUGAGUACGGCGGCGGCAGGUCCGCGGGUCCGAAGAAGGGCCCGGGCUCGCUGUUGUCGCUGCCGGCGGGCGCGGAACCCAAGCGCAAACGGAACUUCAUGGACAAGUGUGUGAACAAGGUGCGGUCGUUUAUGAGGAAGUGAAGAGGAGGCGACCGAACGGCGUAAAAGUGAAGAAAAAGACUCGUUGUUUAAACUUCGCGAGCCGAAUUUUGAUCCGAGUGUCCGCGAGCCCGAACAACGACAAAGUCCAAAGAGCGUUUUCAUAGAAGUUCAAAGACCGACCGUGGAAAAUUGCUAUUGCUCUAGACACCCGAUACCAUCCGUCCGAGAAUGAUUCGAAAUGAAUUUGAGGGAUUGAGAAAUAUUUAGGCAGUUUUUUCUCAUUAUUUUCCAGCUAUAUGAAAAGCGUACGUGAAGAAAGUCGGAAAGAAAUCCGUUGUUCGGGAGUCUUCGGGUCGCCGAAAACGAUGCCUGAAUCUCGCGGCAUUACACACAAGUAACUUUAUGUAUUUAAUUUAUCUGAAAUUUCGCGUGGACCUCGCGGUCCAUCUCUCGUGUACAAUGACAGGCAGCAUGAAAGUAUAGUCACAAAUGUUGCGCCUUAAACGUGACAAGUGUCUUCGUAGAAGCCUCAAGAGAUUCGUCUCUCAAGCGGAUUAGCCUGCUUUUCCAGGUGCCUUUUGUAUUUUCUCGUUGAAUUGUACUUGCAUAUACGCAUAUAUGCAUGAUUCAUAAACGAAUUAUAUAUAUAUAUAUAUAUAUAUAUAUACGAACGAAUCAAACGUGUAGCUAAGGCGGCUAGAGAUCGUUAUUUGUAAUACUAUUUUUCUAGGCAGUUCUUUCCUCCUUAGACCGCGUCUAAAGGUGUGUGACUCGCGUCACGAAUCAUGGUUGUUCUUAUCGCAGCUAACACCGGGAACAAUUUACACCGCGCACUAGGUGUUCGGUAGAAUGUGCGUGCAUUCGACGAACAGGACGAUGUUCUUUGCCAAAAGAUCGGAAGUUUUUUCCUCCGUUGAUAUUUAUGCCCGUUUCUAUCAUUAUGGUUGAAAUCUAAUCGACGAUUAACUUUAUUAAUUGACCAGUUACUUUGAUAUCAGUUCAGCCAAUUGGCCAAUGCGACUGGUCAAUUCGUUUAAGUUAAUCAUCGAUUAGAUUUAAACCGUCAUGAUAGAAACGGGCAUUAGUCGGUCGAAGGAUCUUUUUUGGUACUUCAAAACUUUUCCAGGUUAUAUGUAAAAUUGCUGCUUCCCCUAAUCAAUCGCGGAAAAUCAUGUCUUGACCGUCUAUCAAGGAAAAACUGUUCCGGUUAUUCGACGAGUGCGCUCGAAUUAUCAAACACUCGGUGCGUAACCGCGACCGUUACUCCCCCCCCGUCUCUUUCUCGCGGGUUGCGGUAUUUUAUUAUUUAACACUGUUUUUUUUAUCGUAUCCAUUCGUCGGUACGCUCCACGAGAUAAUACUCUCGUCGAGGGUUCGAAAGCGGCGAACGCUUCGAUAUUCGUAGUUUAAGAAGUACCGCCCAAUUAUCUCGCAAAACUUGUAUAUUUUACCAAAGUUUCGUAAAAUGAAGUUACGAAUUUUAUCGAGAUGUUUGAAUGUUUCCCUGAAAUAAAUUUUAUUUAGCGAAA
Dinoponera quadriceps is the source of this 6538-nucleotide messenger RNA. It is a transcript of the gene Sarm, whose product is annotated as sterile alpha and TIR motif-containing protein 1. The transcript is spliced from 11 exons. Gene Ontology annotation, cellular component: dendrite. Gene Ontology annotation, molecular function: NAD+ nucleosidase activity; signaling adaptor activity; protein binding. Bases 717 to 5048 code for a protein of 1443 amino acids. Gene Ontology annotation, biological process: response to axon injury; signal transduction; negative regulation of MyD88-independent toll-like receptor signaling pathway. Lineage: Eukaryota; Metazoa; Arthropoda; Insecta; Hymenoptera; Formicidae. The record is from RefSeq and is a predicted model, not a curated record.